UCUCACAAACUGAAGUUGCUCCCAUCACCAGUCAUGUACGAGCUCGUAUCAUACUAAACGAACGAUUGAGAAGUAAAAAAAGCUAGAGUAUCCAAUCCAAAACAGAUUCCACUGUUUGGAAAAAAUUGAAAAAAUUGGGAUUCUACCUAACUAAAAGCCACACCGAGAGGACAACCGAAGUGAAGCGAACAGUUCCAAUGUCGGCAUCAUCGAAAGUUGAUUGUGAAAAAGAGGCUGAUAGGAUCGAUCUGGCUUCGCUUCUAACAGAUAACAAGCGACGAGUCGAUCCUGACGCUUGGAUGGCAAUUUGCCCCGGACUCUCUAUUGAUUUAUCGACACCGAGUGCUAGUGGCAGUAUUAGUCGGAAAAAAUCUCAUGUAUGUAGCAAAAAAAGUCAAACGAAACACAAGCGGAGAAGAGAAAAGCUCAUACGCAAUGGAUAUGCUCUUGUGAAUGAUUCGUUUGAUGUCCGUAUGGUUCGAGAAGGAAUUGAAGCCCUUCACAAACAACAUCUUCCUGCGACAUUCAUUUUGCUGUUCGACGAGUCAUGGCACCUCGCUUGCCAAUCCAAGGAGGUCUUGGARAAUGCCUCCCACGAGAAAAAUGCAUUCAAUUACGACCUCCUCGCUUGGUAUAUUCCGCCGGGAAGCCCGGGGUUCAGUCCUCAUCGCGAUCGACAACCCGACGAUGCUCCUUCUACUUUUCAUUCCGACGACCAACAAGCGAAGUUUGUUACCAAUUGGAUUGCCUUGUCCGAUGCAACACCAGAAAAUUCUUGCCUUUAUGUCAUUCCAAAGCCAUUUGAUCCCGGAUAUACCAACGGUGAUAUCGAAAAAGUAGAGGAUGACAACGAAUCGAGUGAUGCUGUAGGUGGUAACCAAAUCACAAAUCCCCUGCAUAGAGCCUUGUCCACGAAAGAAUCCUUCCAACACAUCCGAUGUCUUCCUCGAAAGGCUGGCCAGUCAGUUCUUUUCACUCAUCGAAUUAUUCAUUGGGGCUCGCAGGGUGAUCCUGACUCGGGCCACGAAGACGACGAUGACGAUGGUGGUCCGAGUAGAACAUCAACCACAGCAUCAUCUCCAAGAAUUGCAAUAUCUUUCGUUGCUUCCGAUCCAGACUACGAGGCCCCUCUUCUCGUUAAUCAUUCAAAAUACUUUUCGUCCACUUCCACUACAAAUGAUGACAGCGAUACCACAGUUCGGUUUCCUCCGUUGCACAUUCGGCUGUUGUUGGUUUGUGCACAACUCCUGAUUUAUUACCAACGGUUCGAUAUAGACAAAUCCGUCAUAAAAGCGUGCUACAAUUUUUGCAAACAGCAUGAAGAGGAAUUGGAAGAAACCUACCGACGCAAAGUUUAUGUAGAAUUCGUCAAUGCUAUGAAAGAACAGAAAGCGCAAGGUGCUCUCGAAAAUCCAGACAGAAAAGAUAAGAAAAUUUUCUCGACAAAUCCAGCGACUGCGGCUCCUACUACAGCCAAAUCUACUUCCAACCUGCACGUUGAAAUUAAAGGAACGCUAGGAGAUGGAAUAAUACAGGGCGAUGAUGAUGACGACGACGACGACGACGAGGAUGCCAUGUUGGAAGAAAUGUUAAAUGCAGAAGAAGGUGGAUACGGCGAAUUUGAAGACGACUAUGAUGAGAUGGAAGGAGGCGUUGAAUUAGAAAAUGAUGAUGAAGAAGAUAGUGACGACGAGAAAGAAGGCAACUUCGAUCUUUUCGGAGGAGGAAGAGAGAUCGACGAUGUAGCGUCACCUCUGAAGAAAAAAGCCAAGACAUCUAAUACUUUAUGAACGUAGAUUGAUUUCAACAAUCGCCUAGGACCAACUGAAAAAUUUCAGUCAUUGUUGAUGGUGUUUUCCGUAGGAAUAUCGUAUGAAACUUGUUGUAAUUUGGAUCUGGACGACUUGCAUUGGUUGGGAUUACUUGUACUUGAUAGGGUCUUAGCAGGAGAGCAGCAGCCAACAAAUCAGGUUUUUGUUU
Molecule: messenger RNA, 1980 nt
Organism: Pseudo-nitzschia multistriata
Lineage: Eukaryota; Bacillariophyta; Bacillariophyceae; Bacillariales; Bacillariaceae
Source: the annotation of a GenBank genome assembly